Molecule: messenger RNA, 1400 nt
Organism: Bradysia coprophila
Lineage: Eukaryota; Metazoa; Arthropoda; Insecta; Diptera; Sciaridae
Product: transcription factor HES-1-B-like
Biological process (GO): regulation of DNA-templated transcription
Molecular function (GO): protein dimerization activity; DNA binding
Source: RefSeq, a predicted model, not a curated record
GCGCCCUGUUCUGUACUCACUUGUGAAAUAGCGUUACAGUUGUAAACAGCAGUGUUAAGGAAUUUUUCUUGUGUUUUGAUAUCUCGUUGGAUUGUUGUUGUUCUUUUAUUUUUAUUCACGGGAUUUGUUUUUAUGAAAAAAGUUUUCCAAUGAAAAUGGCACCGAAUCAUGGUUUUGUUUUAACUGAUGCGAGCGGGGAACCAGUGUCCAGAACAUAUCAAUAUAGAAAGGUGAUGAAACCUAUGUUGGAACGAAAAAGACGAGCCCGGAUUAAUCGUUGUUUGGAUGAACUGAAGGAACUUAUGACGGGUGCUUUGCAAACGGAAGGAGAAAAUGUGUCGAAACUUGAAAAGGCUGACAUCCUCGAGUUGACUGUUCGCCAUCUACACAAUUUGAGACGCCAAAAUCAGAUUUCAACUCGCAACGAACAAUCAUUUGCUGAUCGAUUCAAAGCCGGCUUCAGACAUUGCGCAACCGAAGUGACAACCUUCUUAGACAAUACAGACCGACAUACCAGUGUUCAUGUCAUAAAACAUUUAAACGGAUGCAUCAAGCGACUCGACGUCCAUCCACAACUAGCCCAACCACCGAUGAUGCCAGUGCAACCAUUGUCAUCGCAUCAACCUUCAAAACAAUUACCGCAUUCGAUCAAUAAGUCUACACCGCCACCAUAUCCACCACAGAAUGGACUUUGGCAUAGACCGGAAAGACCAAUUAGUGCAUCAGCCCCACAACAACACAAAGUUCAAUAUUUUGCUGGCGAACCACAACAAAUGCGAUACUACGACGACGAAAUGAAUCGUAUCAACGCAAAUACACCGCCAAUGUCGCCGCCAAUUGAUGUUGAUGAUAUGCCAGUUUGGCGACCAUGGUGAAUGCAAUUCUUGUGUUGAUAAUAGUGAUUGAUAAACCAAACAGUGAAUAGUUAAUAGCGAUUGUUCAACGAAAAAGUUAUUUGUUUUGUCUUCCACUUUAAAAAGUUUUAAAAAAAUUAAAUUUUUCGUUAUUUUUCCAGUGAAUUAUAUGAUCAUGCUUUAAUUAGGAGUUAAGGAAAAUUUUGAAAAAUAUUUAAAUUCUGUGAUAGAUUCAAUUGGUGUAUUUUUCGUUUUUAAUUUAAAUUUUUUUGUUUCUGAAAAUUUUUUUGUUUCUGAAUUUUUUUUUAUUAUUUUUUUUCCAUUCACGUUUUUCUUUAUUGUUUUCGGUUAACUGAUGAAUUCAUGUUAAAAAAAAAAAAAAUAGGACAGACAGUUUAAGUUAUACGGAUUUGCAGUACUUAUCCAAUUUUCUGUAAAAAUGAAAAUCGAAUAGAAAAAUCUCAAAUUAUUUUAUUAAUUACAAAUGUAAGACAGAAAGUAUCGUUUUUAUACCAAAUAAAAUAGCAUAAAUUAUUCGUACUUGAA